Messenger RNA from Dioscorea cayenensis subsp. rotundata (Guinea yam), 1411 nucleotides. RefSeq names its product 4-hydroxy-tetrahydrodipicolinate synthase, chloroplastic-like. Lineage: Eukaryota; Viridiplantae; Streptophyta; Magnoliopsida; Dioscoreales; Dioscoreaceae. Gene Ontology annotation, molecular function: 4-hydroxy-tetrahydrodipicolinate synthase activity. The record is from RefSeq and is a predicted model, not a curated record.
CUCUGCUCAAGAACCCUCAAGAAACCCUCUCUUUCUCUCCAUUGCUCCUCCUCCUCAUCACAUUCGCCAUUGCUGAGCUUGAUCUGCUCUCCAUCAUGGCCACUUCCUCCGUACCUACCUCUGUCGCAGUUUGAAUCGCAGUCAUUUGCCUUUUGGAAGUGAAGAAAUCGAGGGAAUGGCUUCGCUCUUGCUAUCUGUGAACUGUGGCCUUGGUUCUAGGACUGGAAGAUGGAAAUCACCUGAGGCAGCUGUAAUUCAAAAUAUUCAUCUUCCCAUGCAAAGUCAUGAAGUUAAGAACAGGACACUGGUGGAGGACAUAAAAAGUCUCAGAUUGAUCACUGCCAUUAAGACCCCCUAUUUACCAGAUGGCAGAUUUGACCUUGAAGCAUAUGAUUCCUUGCUUCAUAUGCAGAUUGCUAGUGGUGUUGAAGGUGUGAUAGUGGGAGGUACAACAGGUGAAGGCCAUCUCAUGAGCUGGGAUGAACACAUCAUGCUCAUUGGACACACUGUCAAUUGCUUUGGUGAAGCAGUUAAAGUGAUAGGGAAUGCUGGAAGCAACUCAACUAGAGAGGCAAUUCACGCAACUGAACAAGGCUUUGCUGUAGGCAUGCAUGCGGCUCUUCAUGUUAAUCCUUAUUAUGGGAAGACAUCUAUGAAGGGAGUAGUUUCACAUUUUGAGGCCAUACUUUCCAUGGGUCCCAAUAUCAUAUACAAUGUGCCCUCCAGAACUGGACAAGAUAUUCCCCCUCCUUUGAUACAUACAAUUUCGCAAUAUCAUAACAUGGCUGGUGUCAAGGAGUGCAUGGGAAAUGAGCGGAUUCAAGAUUACACAGAUAAUGGUAUAGUGAUAUGGAGUGGCAAUGAUGAUCAGUGUCAUGAUGCUAGAUGGGUGUGUGGAGCUAGUGGGGUUAUAUCUGCAGCUAGUAACCUGAUUCCUGGCUUGAUGCAUGCCCUCAUGUUCCGUGGGUAUGACCCCUUGCUGAAUUCAAAGUUAAUGCCGCUUCUUGAAUGGCUGUUUCUGGAGCCAAAUCCUGUUUGUCUUAAUACAGCAUUGGCUCAGCUAGGAGUGGUGCGACCCAUAUUUAGGUUGCCAUAUGUUCCUCUUCCUCUUGAAAAAAGGCUGGAAUUUGUCAGUAUAGUGAGGGAUAUUGGCAGGGAGAAUUUUGUUGGUGAGAAAGAUGUUCAAGUUCUUGAGGAUGAUGAUUUCAUUUUGUUGGGUCGCUACUAAUCGUUCAUCUACAAGUACUGAGCUGCUUUGCGUGUUCAAUGUUUACCAGUGACUGUCUCAUGUUUAUUAUUAACUCUUGUUAAAUUUCUGUUAGGAAGACAGAACCGCUUUAACUAGAAGAUCAGAAAAAGUUGGGGAAUUUAUGCAAGAAGUAAUGCCGUUACUUCUAUGAAUUUUUUUUUA